CUAUAAGGCUUUGAAAUUGUCACCAUCAGUGAGGGCAUUGCCUCUCAAGCUUUUUAGUUUUAACUUUGUUCUUCACUUUCACCUUUUCUUAUACAUGAAGUAUUCAGCCAUUUUGUGAAAAAACCAAUUUUCCAUAGAAAGAAAAGUACAACUUUGGAGUCAAACUCUCAUUAUCUUUUCAACUGAGUCCCUCCAUAUUAAGUGUUUAUAAGGAGUUCAGGUUCUAAAGAAUUACAGAAAUCUUGAAUUUGUUCAAGAAAGCCAUUGGUUUUUCCAUUUUUUUUCCAUCGGCAAUCUUCCCAAUAUCCCAUUUAUAUAAUCUUAUAACAACACUUCCGGCCAGGUAGAGCACAUCUUGUGAAAGUACUCAUUUAGAAACUUAUAGAAAAAGGGAAGUUAAUCAAAAUGGGAGUUGAAGGCACUUGGGAGUACUUCUCCAAUUUGGUUAACAAACACAGGAAGAAGAAGAAGCAGAUGCAAACAGUAUCCUUAAAGGUUCGUAUGGACUGCGAGGGCUGCGGCCGCAAGAUGAAGCAAAUCAUGUCUCGUGUUAAGGGCGCGAAGAAAGUGGAUGUGGAUGUGAAGCAAAUGAAGGUGACAGUAACAGGUUACAUAGAGCCAAAGAAGGUGUUGAAGGCAGCACAAGCAACAAAGAAAAAGGUGGAGAUGUGGCCUUAUGUUCCAGUUUCAUUGGAGCCAUAUCCAUAUAUAUCAGCCUCUUAUGACAAGAAGGCUCCUCCAAAUAUGGUUAGGAGUGUUCCAAACACAGCCACCAUUACUGAGACUCUUGUCAAUGAAAACUAUGUUCGAAUGUUUAGUGAUGAUAAUCCCUACGCUUGUUCUAUCAUGUAAUUCAUAACUACCUAUUUGUUUUCCCUUCAUUCUAAAAACUAAUACUCUACACUUUUACAUAUACUGCCCUAACCUAUAAUAUGUCUUUGGUAUUUUGUUCAUUA
Messenger RNA from Cucumis sativus (cucumber), 956 nucleotides. RefSeq names its product heavy metal-associated isoprenylated plant protein 24. The record is from RefSeq and is a predicted model, not a curated record. Gene Ontology annotation, molecular function: metal ion binding. The coding region runs from base 406 to 852 and encodes 148 amino acids. The transcript has 2 exons. NCBI's taxonomy places the organism in Eukaryota, Viridiplantae, Streptophyta, Magnoliopsida, Cucurbitales, Cucurbitaceae.